AUGCUUAGCCGAAAUAAGUUGCGUGAAAUUUUGUCGAAGCAUCAACAACAGGCCUUCGAGGGAAGCAAAAUUUUAUCGUCAAAAAGUGCAAAUGAAAAAAUCAAAAAUAUAAGUCUAGGAAAACCGAGUGAAAAAAUUUUUCUGGAGAAUAUAGAGGAUAGUGAUGUGAUGAAACCCGUUGGAAUGACUGGACGGCGUACCCCAAUUGAAUAUUUCACUUAUAAAGAAGAUAAUUUUCAUUAUAAAAAGCCGAGCGAGCACACCGACUACAGCAGAUUGGACAUCUUUCAUCGAGCUGUAAGUCCAAUACUCAUUAUAGGUCAAUGUUUCUCGCUAAUGCCCGUUCAAGGAGUAGGCCAGCCGAACCCGCGUCACGUGCGAUUUUCAUUCAAGACCUUACGAGUGCUGAUCACUUUGAUAUUUUUAGUUGCAAGCUCUGCAUUAAAUCUGGCGAUGAUGAAGCAUUUGGCUAGAAUUGGUGUAAACGCGAAAAAUUUAGUCGGCGUUGUGUUUUUUACAUGCGUACAAUCAUCGACGAUACUGUUUCUUUCGUUGGCUCAACGUUGGCCCCGGCUUAUUCGUUUUUGGACCCGCACUGAAAUGAUCUUCAUACGCAAGCCAUAUGAAACACCGAAACGUGAUUUGUCGACACGCGUGCGUCGCGCUGCGGUCACAAUAAUAUUCCUCUCAGCAGUGGAACAUUUGUUGUAUCUGGCAUCGGCUGUAGUCUCACAAUAUCGCAGAGCAAAUUUCUGCGCCACUCUACAAAAUAGUACAGUUCAUUUUACUUUCGAGGAUUACACCUACAAAAAUUAUGAUUAUGUCUACGAGCUAUUCCCCAACACCACGCUAGUUGGCUGUCUUAUUUUGGUUGUGAAUUUCAUAUGUACUUUCGUUUGGAACUACAUGGAUCUAUUCAUAAUGAUGGUCGGCAAAGGCAUCGCUUAUCGCUUCGAGCAAAUGAAAAUGCGUAUAAAUAAUUUGUUGAAUAAGGAAGUACCUGAGUCGAUUUUUAUGGAAAUAAGAGACCAUUAUGUUAAAUUGUUGGAACUACUCGAAUAUGUGGAUGAUGACUUGUCAGGCAUUAUUUUACUCUCCUGUGCUAAUAAUCUCUAUUUCGUUUGCUACCAAUUGCUGAACAUCUUCAAAUGGCAGGCACCAUUGUCACCUAUGAAUUGGUCUUGCUGCAAUUCGAUGAACCCAACCGUUCCAAAGGUCUGCCACAUCUAUGCGCUUAGUGCCUUUAAACACUCACCGACCGAUAUGACAACAACGCACGCCCAUUACAAGGAAAAGCGAAUGGAGCACAGUUUCCUUGUGUUUAAUUCAUUUCAUAAAAGCAAUUUAGAACGCACGCAAUGCAAAUACAAUAUCACCUUCUGGGAAAGUCUCUACAGACGGGAAAGGCCACACUUAAGCAAAGUUGUACCUUUUAACUUUUGGUAUUUGCCUGUGGUGGAGUGGAUUAAUUUAACCUUGGCUUACCCCAGGUCAUUUACUGAUGCCUUCAUCAUUUGUGUAAGUGUGGGGUUGGCAUCACGUUUUCAUCAACUUUAUCUACGAAUCGAAUCUGUGCAUAACAAGGCCUUACCAAUGCUUUUCUGGACCGAAGUACGUGAACAUUUCCUUGAGUUGAUACAUCUUAUGCGUUUACUUAACGACAAAAUAGCGCCGCUGAUACUAUUAGCAUGCAGUAAUAAUAUGUACUUUAUCUGCUUUCAGCUGUUCAAUAGUUUCCAAAAUAUCGGCGUUGACCUGAUUGCUGUAACCGCUUUCUGGUAUUCCUUGUUUUUCGCCAUCUUUCGCACCAUUCUUACACUUUUCAUGGCCUCCUCUGUUAAUGACUACAGCAAGCGGAUAUUGUGUACGCUGCGCAGCGUACCAAGCACGUCGUGGUGUGUGGAGGCCCAACGGUUCAGCGAGCAGUUGGCUUUCGACUUAACAGCUUGGUCUGGCUGCGGUUUCUUCUUCAUUACGCGACAACUAAUUUUGGCGCAGCGGGAGUCGAAAGAAUAUAUAUUUGCAGCAGCGAAUAUGGCAAAGGGCAAUCGAGUGGCGGCGAGCAGCGAGCCAUCACCGCAGAACACUAACACCAUGCAUCAUGCCUUGAGACCAUUUAUGAUGAUCUCACAAGUGUUGGCCACGUUGCCGGUGAGUGGUGCGUGCCGCAAAUCGUAUGCGGAGCGCGUUCACUUCAGCUGGUGCACGCUCAUAUCAUGCCUUUCCCUCAUCAUGAUCGCCUUUUCACUCAUCGAUGUGGUGCUCUCGACGAAAGUGGUGAUGGAGUUCGGCCUGAAGCUGUACACAGUGGGUCCUUUCAGCUUCAGCAUCAUAUCGGCGGUGAGCGUCAGCAGCUUUUUGCAGCUCGCACGAAAAUGGCCAGAUCUGAUAAAGCAUAUGUAUCGCUGUGAACUUUCUGUGUUUCUACAGAAAUCCUAUGCUAAUGGAGAAUCCCGUAACUUCACUAAUAAUGUUCGUAAAUUUGGUGCUAUUUUACUUUUCGGUGCAGCAAUGGAGCACUCUGUGUACAUUGGAACUGCAAUUUUCAAUAAUGAUUUUCAAAUUAAGAAGUGCAAUUUAACGGUGGAUUUUUGGAAAAAUUAUUACAUGCGCGAACGUUUGCAGAUUUUUUCGAUAUUCAACUACCACGCAUGGUUGAUUCCAUUGGUGCAGUGGAUUACCAUAUCGACUACCUUUGCUUGGAACUAUGUAGAUAUAUUCUUAAGCAUGAUCUUCCGUUGCUUUGCGAUACGUUUCCGACAAAUGCAUUGGCGAAUUAAGCGACAUGCGAAAAAGCAAAUGCCUGAUGACUUCUGGCACGAGGUGCGUAACGAUUUCAUGAGCCUAGUAGAUUUGCUGCGUCUUUUCGACGAUGGAAUGUCAACCUUGAUACUUGUGUCUUGUUGCAAUAAUCUCUACUUUAUAUGCGUGCAAAUAUUUCAUAGUUUCAACAACCGAGACAACUUUAUGAAAGAGUUUUAUUUUUGGUUUUCAUUGCUCUUCGUGUUGGUGCGCAUCUUAACAAUGAUGCUGUCAGCCGGUGCGGUGCAUGACGAGGCAAAGCAAAUAAUGUCGACUAUGUAUGAGAUCCCAACGAAGUUUUGGUGCCUUGAACUGAGACGUUUAAACGAAAUCAUCGUACACGAUUUGGUUGCUUUUAGUGGCAAGAGUUUCUUCUUUCUGACGCGUCGCCUCAUAUUUGCGAUGGCUGGCACUAUUGUUGUGUACGAAUUGGUGCUAAUCGAUCAGGUGGAGGAUAAGGAUGUGGUAACAGACUUUUGCACAUCACGCAAUGUUUAAGCGUUUAGAAAGGCAGACAAGCGAGCCGACACUGUUAAAUAUGGAAUAGCGCACUUUGAAAGAUUCAAUGUUAAAGGAAACCACCUAAAUAAUGUGUGUAAAGAUAAAUUAUUUUUUAAACGAAAAGCACAU
Messenger RNA from Bactrocera neohumeralis, 3432 nucleotides. RefSeq lists its product as uncharacterized. The coding region runs from base 1 to 3300 and encodes 1099 amino acids. Gene Ontology annotation, cellular component: membrane. The transcript is spliced from 21 exons. The record is from RefSeq and is a predicted model, not a curated record. Gene Ontology annotation, biological process: sensory perception of sweet taste; detection of chemical stimulus involved in sensory perception of taste. Gene Ontology annotation, molecular function: sweet taste receptor activity. NCBI's taxonomy places the organism in Eukaryota, Metazoa, Arthropoda, Insecta, Diptera, Tephritidae.